CCAUGGCGGGGGUGAGGAGGAAAAGGGGGUGAUGGCCAGGCAAGCGCCGCGCUUGGACCUGGUGGGAUGUACUUAUACCCGACGCGGCCAAUCACAAACCGCACUGCAUGAGUCACGCGGCAAGUGACCUCCUUCGACGCGCUCCCUUGAAUUGGUGCUAGAAAUUUGGGGCCUCCUUUGAGCGCGCCCACAACUGCAGGAUCGAUUAAUUCGGCUUCGCUCUCUGGGUAAGGUGACGUACGCCGCUCUGUGCACAUUCCGCUCCGAUGCCCCAGGGAGAAGAGGACGAGAGAAAGUUGCAAGCACGUUCGACCAUAAACCCUGAAAUCCAGCCGAAAGAAUCCAAUCUACAUUGCAAUUGCGACCGCAAAGCGCAAUGCGCCCGAAAACUGCAGAUCAAUCUGCGGAACAGAAACACACACAUAGACACACGCACACACACAAACACACAGUUCCACCGUGUGCCCUGCAAGCAGCUCCACUGCAACAGGUUGUUCCAGGCAUGCGUCAGCAUUUGCGCACAGAUGAAGACUUUCUUGGCGAGCCAAGACGGCAUCACCGACUUAUAAGGGAUCCUGGAGACAGAAAUACUCCAGAAAAAGACAAGGUGAGUGAAACUGACUCCGCCGGCCGCUUCGAGGGCGCAAGGCAGUGAGGUACUCUGCCGCCCAGCGUGAUGGGAGCUGCCUAGAUGUGUAUUGUCUCCCGGGUCCUGUCUGCAUGCUCCUGCCUACCAGGGGAACCAGGACAUCUACAAAAACAGCUUGGGGGAUACAGCUCAGACUCAUGGCUGCUCGAGGUUGCCCCAGGACUGCUGUGAGGUCGGGCAUGUCCUCCUGCAGGCGGAUUCAGAAAACAAAGAAAAAGUACUCGACAAAUCGUCCCCAGAC
This is a messenger RNA of Prorocentrum cordatum, 890 nucleotides long. Lineage: Eukaryota; Dinophyceae; Prorocentrales; Prorocentraceae. The record is from the annotation of a GenBank genome assembly.